AUGCCACAAUCCUAUCACCUCCAACAAAAGGCGUCACCGAGACCUGCACGUCCGAAGCGGAAGCGCAAACCGUUGUUAGACCUCAAUGAAAAUGCAGAGCGAUUGGUUGGCAGGCUAGAUACUGGCAUUGCAGGCACGGUUGUCAAAUCUGGACAUGAUGCAGUUGUUGCUGAGCUUGACCGACUACAAAAGGGUCUACGAUCAAAAGAGGUCAGUCAUGAACGGUACAAGCAGCUGGUGAAGAAUUUGGACGAGGCAUUCUUGACGCCACAGUUGCGGGCCUAUCUUCGGCAACGAGCGCCUGGUGCCGGCACCGUCAAGUAUUCAGACAGUCCAAAACAGCAAGUGAUUCAUCGCUUACUAAGGGAAGCAUGGAAACUUCAAGUUGAAGACGACAUUGAAGGCGAUCUUGUCGUCACACGCGAGCUCAAUGUGUCCAACAAGGAUCUUUUCUUCAUGUUUAAUGGCGAUGGACGCAUGCUGCAGUCUUGGGCUCGCUCUUGUCAUGUUUCUUUGCGUGUUGAUGUCGAGCAAGGCGUCAUUCAUGUGACAGGUCCCGAGCGAAACUUUAAAAAGCUCUUUGCGAGUGUAUCCAAGGCAAUGGGCUCAGUCAAUGACCAGCUCAUUUCUGCGUCCAUUUACAGUCACUUCGACUUGGACAUAGAUGGCAACGCCGUGAUGCCGGUUGUCAAGUGCUUCAUCGAACGUCCGGAUGCAUCCCGCCCGGAUCAGCUCCUCAUCACUUGGCUCGGCGGCAAGACGAAUGCUCUCAACAAUGCCAAGCGCUACAUACUAGCCGCUUGUCAGCGCAGAGUAGCGUUAGCCAGUGCCGUUCCAGAAUACCAGGAAGCUACAAUUGAGGAAGUUAUUCAGCGACCUGUAGGCGAGGCUGAACUUGGCCUCCUUGAUCGGGGUGAUGACUGGACGCGAGGCCACACUCGUGUUGAAGGAUUGCGAUUGCCAGAGUACGUGAUGACUGCUGCUGAUACCAAUCCCGUUUUUGCCAAUACAUUGCCGAGGACGCAUUUCCUCCGGCGCCCGGAUCUGGCAGAGUGGACGCCAUUCGAGGGCGAGUCAUCAAGAUCUCUGGAAGACAUCAUGAAGAGCUUGGAAGCACUAGAAUCGAAUCAUGUCGAGGUGACUUUAGGCCAUGCACUCAAUCAAGUGAAUGGCACCGGCCAAACCUUCACUGCCGACAUUGCCGGACUCUUUGGCAUCAUUCGACAACUUCAAGGCCUGGGUGGCAAUGCUGCAAUCGGUCAGACAGUAUACAAGCUAUCGUUGACGCGCGAUGAAGAGGACGCGUCGCAGCAAGCAGGAAAUGACGAGCUCCUGCUCUACAUUCCAGUUUUGCAACCAAAUCUGCGCGACGAACCAAUGUAUCGCGCUUCCAUGCAAACAGUGGACACGUUUGUGGUGCUCAAAUGUCCUGGUCGUCCCACGGAUCUUCAAGCACGAGCCUUUAGUGUUCAGAACAUUCCUUCGCACGAAGCCAUUAAAGACUUCAUCUCUUCGAGCGUCUUUCCAAGUCGCCAGCGCGACGGCUUCCGAAUCAAACCUGUGCUACAACUAGGCAACGAUCGCUGGAACUUCAUCAAAGCUGAGGUAGCGUCGUCUCUUCACUUUUCUGUGCCGACUGCAAGCAAGUUUCGUGAAGGCCCCGUGAGCGAAAGCGAUGUUCAAGCGCGGAUCAAUCUUGAUUCAAAGUGGUAUGCUGAGGGCAACGCAAACUUGUUGCUGGGUGAGAGCGAGACACAACCCAAGGAGCCUCGUUUACACUUGGUAUGGAGUACCAUUGAUGGAGGUGUCUUGACUGGCAAGCGGCAGGAGCUCAAGAUUGUACUGGACAAACGGCGUGCAGGAGAAAAUGAGCCCAGCUUGGUACAGGCUGUGGCUCGUGUCGUCAAUUUACUCAAGUAG
Protomyces lactucae-debilis is the source of this 1920-nucleotide messenger RNA. RefSeq names its product mitochondrial inner-membrane-bound regulator-domain-containing protein. NCBI's taxonomy places the organism in Eukaryota, Fungi, Ascomycota, Taphrinomycetes, Taphrinales, Protomycetaceae. Bases 1 to 1920 code for a protein of 639 amino acids. The transcript has a single exon. The record is from RefSeq and is a predicted model, not a curated record.